CGACGAAUUACGACGUGAGAUGGAUUUCAGACUCACACGUCUAAAAUUACAUACAUUGCACUCCUGGUUCGCCCUCGGAUAAGCAACCCUACCUUUUCCGCAGGCCGGAAAACUACUAUAACCCGGCUCUGUGACGUAGUAUACAAAGGCACUGUACAGCCAGUCAUCGUGCCAGGAUAUCUUCCAGCAACAAUUCUUCAAGAUUAUCGCAUUUCUUGACCAAGCACCAGGAACGCUAUUAUAAACUCUUCAUCCUGCUAUGAUGACCACCCGACAACCCCACCAACCCAAACCCAAAGCCAUAAUCUUCGACCUCCUCACCGCCCUCCUUGACUCCUGGUCCAUCUGGGACGCCUCCACGCCCACCGGCACCUCCCUCGAAGGUCGCAAGUGGCGCAAGCAAUACCUCGAAGUCACUUUCGGCAGCACCGUCUACGGGCCGGGUAGCACCUACGAGGAGCUCGUUGCGCGGUCGGCAGCGGAAUCUGGACUGCCAACUUCAGCACCUGAGGCUCUGCUUCGGAAUUGGACGGAUUUAAAAGCCUGGCCGGAGGUGGGGCGCGUGUUGAGGGAGCUGAGGGGAAAGGGGUAUUUACUUGGGGUCGUCACGAAUUGCUCGAAGGAGCUGGGGCAUGCGGCUGUGAGGAGUGCGGAGAGGGCUGCUGAAGAGGAGGGAGAAGGGAAGUGGAAGUUUGACGCGGCGGUCACGGCGGAGGAGACGGGGUGGUAUAAGCCUGCGGUGCAGGCCUACCAUGGGAUUCUACCGCUGUUGGGUGAGGAUGUGAGGCCUGAGGAUGUGCUUUUUGUGGCUGGCAGUGCGGGAGAUGUUGUAGGGGCGACGAAGGCGGGGUUUAGGGUUGUGUGGAAUAAUCAUGUGGGUUUGGAGAGGAAGGGCGAUGUGCUGCCGUUGAGGGAGGGUAAGAGCUUGGAUGAAGCGUUGGCAGACUUCUUGUGAGCAAAGAAUCCAGCGACAAAACAUCCAAAGAUACAUCUAGCAUUGAAGAGCGGCCUCUCAGUCGUUAGCAUAACACAUUCAGCAAUACGAUUAAGGCAGCAAGUGAUGG
Messenger RNA from Paraphaeosphaeria sporulosa, 1064 nucleotides. Its product is annotated as HAD-like protein. The transcript has a single exon. Lineage: Eukaryota; Fungi; Ascomycota; Dothideomycetes; Pleosporales; Didymosphaeriaceae. Bases 260 to 955 code for a protein of 231 amino acids. The record is from RefSeq and is a predicted model, not a curated record.